This is a messenger RNA of Drosophila santomea, 795 nucleotides long. RefSeq lists its product as uncharacterized. The transcript has 4 exons. Lineage: Eukaryota; Metazoa; Arthropoda; Insecta; Diptera; Drosophilidae. Bases 442 to 795 code for a protein of 117 amino acids. The record is from RefSeq and is a predicted model, not a curated record.
AUACAACAGAAACAUCAGGAAUUAAUGUAGUGCCUAAUGCAAUGUGUAAUAAAGCCGUGUAGACCAGGAGGUGCAGCAGAUCAUUAAAUACCAGCAAACACUGUUAGGUGAAAAAAAUUAUGAAAUUCAAAUUUAUAUUUAUUAUUGAAUAAAUAUGCAGAGUAAAUGUCACAUAUGCUACCCGUGAAAACAAAUUGAAUUAUACAGCAAAUUAAACAACAAAUACUUUUCAUCCUGUUUUCAAAUGUUUGGCUAUUAAAGCGCUUACAGCUUAAUUGGGCGUUACAGAGUGGUCUUGGCAAAUUUUAAAUUCAGUAAACUAAAGGAAAAGUGUGAUAUUACGAAAGCGAAAAAUAUCAGUAGCUCUUAAAACUGCGAGAGUAAAAAUAUUUAUAUUUGUGAAACGGAAGACAAAGAAACAAGAGAACUUAAUUAUUGAUCAUGUUGGCCUUUCAUAACGAGCAUAUAGCCAGUUGCGCUUUUCUGACUUAUUUCAGUCCGGAGAGCUCCGCCACGCCCGCCACGUCGCCCACGACAGGAGCACAGGCAACGCUCCAGCUCCACAAUGACAAGCAGUCGAUAGCAGGGGUUGCCUAUCCAUGUGGCGCCCUAAACGUGCGGCGCUUGCGCUGGCAGCAAAAUCCACAAUCCUUUGGAUACCCUUAUCCUCGUCUGCAGCUGCAACGCCACCAGCAACAGCAACCGCUACCAAAUCAGCCAUCCAGUUCCGGCCGCCUCAGUUUGGGCAGCCGCCACAGUUUGCGCGAUUUCUGCAAAACGCAGGCAAUUUGCUAA